Messenger RNA from Mycotypha africana, 429 nucleotides. RefSeq names its product ribosomal protein S10 domain-containing protein. Bases 1 to 429 code for a protein of 142 amino acids. NCBI's taxonomy places the organism in Eukaryota, Fungi, Mucoromycota, Mucoromycetes, Mucorales, Mycotyphaceae. The transcript is spliced from 2 exons. Gene Ontology annotation, molecular function: structural constituent of ribosome. Gene Ontology annotation, cellular component: small ribosomal subunit; ribosome; mitochondrion. The record is from RefSeq and is a predicted model, not a curated record. Gene Ontology annotation, biological process: translation.
AUGUUUGACAAACUGGAGUUGCCUCCAUUAAAGCAGGAGCAACAAAAAGACUUGGAGGAAGUGUUUGAAGUUCCUAAACGUGUUCAACCCACCCAUAAUAUUCCAGUCUGCAAUCUUCAAUUAAGAGGCUAUUUACCACAACAGUUAGACUUCUUUGCUGAUUUUGCACGUCGAGCAGCUUAUCACUUACAGAUGCCUUGUUCAGGCACAGUCCCAUUGCCAACUCAAACAUCACGUUGGACUGUUUUGCGUUCACCGUUUGUACAUAAAAAAUCGCAAGAAAAUUUCGAACGAAAGACACAUAAGCGACUAUUGCAAAUCAAAGAUACUGAUGCUGAAGUAGUAGAUCGAUGGGUGAAAUAUUUGGCUAUGAAUGUACCUUCUGGUAUUGGUAUGCGAGUGACUAGAUUUGAAUAUGAAUCUUUUUAA